Messenger RNA from Aspergillus puulaauensis, 897 nucleotides. RefSeq lists its product as uncharacterized. The record is from RefSeq and is a predicted model, not a curated record. The transcript is spliced from 2 exons. NCBI's taxonomy places the organism in Eukaryota, Fungi, Ascomycota, Eurotiomycetes, Eurotiales, Aspergillaceae. Gene Ontology annotation, biological process: mycotoxin biosynthetic process. The coding region runs from base 1 to 897 and encodes 298 amino acids.
AUGGCGCACAGCCACCCCAAAUCAACAACCACAAAUCCAGCCAUCCACAUCACAAUCCUCACCAUCGCAACCCUACUCAUCUUCUCUGUGCUUAUCCUCAUAAUCGGACCGUCGCGAAUCCUCUCCGACUCCACCACAUCUUGCACUUGCCCCCCAAUCCACAUCGACAUCUCAAAUCCCCAAUCCAGCAGCUCGCCCUCUAGCCCCAGUCACCAUGAUGGCACCCACCAACGCAUAUACAACAACUCUGCCACUCUCGAAGCCAUAAACAAAUCCCCCGCCAACCCUUUAACAUGGGAAGAGGUCCUCACGCCGCCCCUCAUCACGCACGGCAUCCGCAUCCAACAGGAGAGCCUGAACCAUCUAGACGACCACCCCGAUAUCGAAGCCGAGCCAGCAGAGGGCGGCGGCCACGGCCACGCGCAUGGCCACAGCAACAGCGGUGGUGUAAGUGGGUUCGUCAUUAGCAUGGAACACCAGCUACACUGCCUAACCGCGAUUCGGGGCCUGAUUUUCCCCAAUAAUACGAAUAUUGCUCUGAAUAGUUCCAAUACACCCUGGCAGGAGAAAACAAUGGACUUGAAUUAUGGGCAUUGGAGCCAUUGUUUUGAUUAUCUUGCUCAGGCUAUUCUCUGCGCCGCAGACGAUACGCUCGAACGACCCAAGAAAGUCGUGUACGAUGGGAAAGCAUAUUGGCGUAAUGACGGCGUUGGUGCGAUCCAUCAGUGUAGAGAUUCGCGGCUGCUUUGGGAGAUAUCCGUUCAAAGCCAGAACGAGCCGAUGAAUAUGACGGGAUGGAAGGAAGGCAUUGGGGCGAGGGAGUUCUUUGUGAAUGAGUUGGAAGAAACUGGGUAUAAGUAUGAGAUUCCUGAAUCUUGGCGUUUGGGGGUUUUGUAG